AAACUUGUUUAAAAAUAACAUAAAUUAUAAAAAUUUCAAGCCGGCAAGUUUAAUAACGCAUUACUAACGCACGUUAAGAACUCAAUUGCUAAAAAGGAAAACAUUGUUGAAACUACAACAACAACAGCAACAAUUGAUACAACAUUGUUGCCAACAACAGAAGAUAUAAACGCUGCAUUUGUUACAGACAAAAGUCUUGAACAACAAAAAGAAGAGGAGGAGUUGGAGGAAUACUCAGCUGCAGCCAUGACUAAAGAAGAGUUGUAUGAAGCCAACGGAAACGGAAAUAACGAAUUUGAAACCAAUAUGUCUGAGGACAACGACAACAAUAACGACAAUGUUGUCGACAAUAUUGACAAUGAGGAAAAUUCAGAAGUUGAACAUACAAUUGAAAAUAAUGAGGAUAUAGAAGAGGAAGUAAAUGACAAUUUAAAUGAAUCAUCAAGUAGCAACAACAACACUGAUGCUGAAGAUGAUGACUCUGACAAGGAGCAAGAGAAUAAUGAUGAUAUUAACGGCGACGAUGUUGAAGAUUCAAAUGCAGAUGAAGCCAAAGCCGAUAUUGAAAUUGUCAAUUUGAAGAAAAUGAAAAAUUCAAAUUAUUCCGCUGCCAUACGCAACAAAGAACGCGAAGACGAAUCAUCAUCAGAUGAUGAGGAUGCCAAUGCCAACGUUCCCGAAAUGCCACCCACAUUCAAUGAUGAAUGGGGCAACUUUAAUGAGCCAACUAAUGAGCAAAAUGAUUUGAGCAACGAUAUUGAUGUAUACGAUGUUGUACCAAUUGAUUUAUCCAAUGAUAUUGCCGUCAAUGAUGCAGCCAAUUUGCCACUUAAUCCCGAUGCAGAAUUCAUUGAUAUCUAUGGAGUGCAACAUCAAUCAAAUGUCAUGCCAAAAUUUGAAAAAUUAUCCUUAGACUAUCAGCCACCCUCCGGAGAGGAAUGGUCUAAUACACCAGCCAAAUAAAUUUAGGGGGAUGAUAAUAAUGAUUUUAUUAUUUAGUUAAGCAGUAGUCAGUCAGUCAGUCAGUCAGUCAUUAUAAAAAUAUAUUUUGUAGGUCUUUUAAGUCGGACAUAUUUUUUUGUAUUUUUUAUUACGUUUUGUAUAAAGUGUGAUUUAUUUCAUUUAUAACUCAUUCUCACCCUUAUGACUCAGUUUUUCUUUUUUUUGUGAAACAUUGUUUGUAUGUUUUUUUAUAAAUUUUUAUUUUAUAA
Lucilia cuprina (Australian sheep blowfly) is the source of this 1211-nucleotide messenger RNA. RefSeq lists its product as uncharacterized. Lineage: Eukaryota; Metazoa; Arthropoda; Insecta; Diptera; Calliphoridae. The transcript has 2 exons. Bases 247 to 963 code for a protein of 238 amino acids. The record is from RefSeq and is a predicted model, not a curated record.